Notothenia coriiceps (black rockcod) is the source of this 1452-nucleotide messenger RNA. Its product is annotated as myosin-M heavy chain-like. The transcript is spliced from 4 exons. The record is from RefSeq and is a predicted model, not a curated record. The coding region runs from base 1 to 1452 and encodes 483 amino acids. Lineage: Eukaryota; Metazoa; Chordata; Actinopteri; Perciformes; Nototheniidae.
AUGAAAGAGAAUGAGAGACUUGUCAAGAAAGAGAAGGAAAGGAGGGAGAGGAGGAAAAAAGCAGAGGAGAAAAGACGUGAAGAAGAGGAGGAGAGGAGGAGAGAGAGACUCUUGAAGGAGCCGCAGGAAAAGGAGGCUGAGAUGAAGAAAAAAAGGGAAGAGGAGGAGAAGAGACUUAGAGAGGAGAAAGAGAAAAUGAGAAUAAAGGAGGAAGAAGACAGGACAAAUAAAGAAGUGGAACAGAAGAAGGAAGAGAUGGAAAUGAGGAGGAAGAAAGAGGAGGAAGACAAAAGGAGAAAGGAGGCCAACAAGUCAGAUGAGGACAAGCAGAAGAUGAAGACUCCUUCUCUGCCACUUCCUCAGCUAAACACUGACCUCCUUCCUCCCAGUCUCACACACCUGCCCACAGUGGCUCCUAAAGAUGGACCACAGACUCCACUUCCUGCUCCUCUCCUCCCUCCUCCGGAGACAACCAGCUGUACAUCCGAGCAACGGUCAUAUCAAACUCUCCUCCAAUCACAAGACAGAGGCAUGACCCUUCAAUCUGUCAAUAAAUCAAGCUCCGCCUCCAAUGAGCGUUUGGGGCAACCCUCUCUGUUAAAGGAAGGUUCAUUGCCAAAAACUGUUGGCCCAGAAAAGAAAAUAUCUGCCACAUGUCCUCCACGAGGCCCCACUUUUCAGGAUAAACCUUUCACAUUAGAGGUGUUGACCCUGGUGCCAGCUCCACAGAGGCGGUCUGAUGCAGAGACUCCUGUGUGGAAAUCGCUAGAAGGGAGAAAUGAGAAAGAUAUACCUGAAAAAUGCUCUGUCAACGAGGGUACAAAAACUUUGUGCAGAGGCUCACAAAAACAAGAUGCUGCUGAGGUGGACACAGCUGUGAAGCAGGAGCCCCAGCCAAUCACAACAAAAGACUCAGAAACACCUCACAUUGUCCCAACUCCAGCUGAACCCGGCGCACCACCAAACAAAGAGCAGCCCAAAGAGCCAGGAGGACCCAGCAUGGAACCAGAAACCUCAACCGAAGUUUCCCCCAAACCAGCCUUUGAGCAUACGGCUUUGGCGCUGGAGUCGCUGCUUCCCUCAAAACCAGAACCAGAACUGCGGCAGGAACAAGUCCUCCAGCCGGGGAAACCACAACAGGAGGGAGCAGAUGAGGGGAAACCAUCCGAGGCCGUGACUGGUGGUCAGGAGAGUCUCAUCGACAAUAAGGAGCCAGUGUGUGAGGCGGAGAAGCAGCUGUGGGCGGCAGUGGAGGAGACCACAGCGGAAAGAGGGACGGAGAGUAGUGAGAACACUGAAGAGAAGGAUGAGAAGAAGGAGGAAGAGGGUGGUGUAAUAGGGGGUGCCCAGAAAUGUGCACACACAGAGGCAGAUGUGUGUGUUGCGGAGCAGCAGAAGGAGGCUCCGGCUGGCUUCAUGUCAGCGGUAGUUGGGGUGUUUUAUAGAGGGUGA